Messenger RNA from Arachis ipaensis, 516 nucleotides. The record is from RefSeq and is a predicted model, not a curated record. NCBI's taxonomy places the organism in Eukaryota, Viridiplantae, Streptophyta, Magnoliopsida, Fabales, Fabaceae.
AUGACCGGUCUUGAUCUUAUCCUAGGUUUGGACUGGUUAUCUAAGAACCAUGUUCUGCUCGACUGUUCUGUAAAAUCGGUGUACUUUAUGCCGAAAGAUACAAAAGGGCCAGUUGUGUUGAAUAGUUAUUACUUGAACUUUAUGAUGGUGAAUUGUUCUGGGACCGAGUGUCAGGGUAUUUUGUUGUUAACCGCAGGUGUUUUGGGUGAUGAUCAAAGCUUGGAGAAAAUUCCGGUUGUGUGUGAGUUUUCAGAGGUGUUUCCCGACAAUAUUGAUGAAUUUUCACCUAACCGAGAGGGGAUAGCUGUAGAUCCUUCUAAGGUGGAAGCAGUGAUGGAGUGGAGGCAACCAACCUCAGUAACUGAGAUAAGGAGUUUUCUGGGCUUAGCUGGCUACUACCGGAGGUUCAUCAAGGGCUUUUCGCAAAUAGCCUUGCCGUUGACAAGGUUAAUCCGCAAGGAUGCGCCGUUUGUUUGGGCUCUUGAGUGUGAGGAGAGCUUUCAAGCAUUGAAGUGA